Molecule: messenger RNA, 1075 nt
Organism: Sapajus apella (tufted capuchin)
Lineage: Eukaryota; Metazoa; Chordata; Mammalia; Primates; Cebidae
Gene: HINT3
Product: histidine triad nucleotide binding protein 3
Exons: 5
Coding region: 243-791 (182 amino acids)
Molecular function (GO): catalytic activity
Source: RefSeq, a predicted model, not a curated record
CCAACGAGGCGCAGGGGGCGGGACGACUCUCGGCAGCGCCAUCGGGCGCCUUCUAGUGGCAACCGGUUUCGAGGCCGGCCUCACGCUUUGAAGCUCAGCACCGCGUCUCCUUCCCUCUCGCCUCAGCCUGGCUCACCGCACAGCGCCAGGCGAGAGGCGACGCCUCGAGGUAAAACGGAGGAGGUGCAGGACGGGGAGCCUGCGAGGAGAGGCCAAGGCUCUAGGCUGCGAGGGCGGGUGCGAUGGCGGAUGAACGGGUGAACUGCAGCGCCGGCCUGGACCCCGACUUUAAGGCCCCGGAGACUACAGAACGUACGGCUUCCUCUGUGGGGACCUGCGAAGCCGCCGCCAAAUCACCGGAGCCCAAGGACAACGACAGCACCUGCGUGUUCUGCCGGAUCGCAGGGCGGCAGGACCCAGGCACCGAACUCCUGCACUGCGAGAAUGAGGACCUAGUUUGCUUCAAAGAUAUCAAACCAGCAGCAACUCAUCAUUAUCUUGUGGUGCCAAAGAAGCAUAUUGGAAACUGCAGAUCUCUAAGGAAAGAUCAAGUAGAACUGGUUGAGAACAUGGUAACUGUUGGAAAAACCAUUCUUGAAAGGAAUAAUUUCACUGACUUCACAAAUGUGAGGAUGGGUUUUCAUAUGCCUCCAUUCUGUUCUAUUUCCCACUUGCACCUUCAUGUUCUGGCACCAGUGGAUCAGCUUGGCUUCUUAUCCAAAUUGGUUUAUAGAGUCAAUUCCUAUUGGUUUAUCACAGCUGAUCAUUUGAUUGAAAAACUAAAAACAUGAAAAUGUCAACAGUAGAAGAUUUUUCUAAUUUUGGCUCAGCAUGAAGUAAUGUUUAGGUCCCUUUUAAGUCUAAUUGCAAUUUAAGGUUUGUUGCGUUUUAUGAGAGGCUAUUACUGAGUGGCCUUAAAUCUUUUCUGAAUGUCUAUUUCCUGAGAUCUGUGUUACAGUUAAAAGAAUAUUUUGUUACUGACUUCUUUGUUUCAAUGAUUACUUGUUUAAGGAUUAUAUAUAUAUGAUACUAUAGAUAAAAUCCUAUUUAAGACAAAUUCUGUUAAUCAAGAAGG